UUUAGAUUUUGACGUUUUCCACGUCUCCCCUUCUCCCGUCGUACUUUUUCCUCUUCGCGUCUGUCCGUCAGCUUCUCCGGCUCGUCGUUCUCGUCGUCAGAAAAUCACCGCCUCGUCAUGCCGAGAAAAAUUGGAUUCCACGUCGUAUACGCCACCAGCGAAGAGGACAGACACUCUUCGCUGGAACUGAAUGUUCAUGGACCGACGGUAAGGGGUUGGCAGAGUUCAAGAAGAUGUACGUAUCCUCAGGAACUCAUACUGCGCCUCCACGGACCGACGAAGCUUACGAGAAUACAAGUCUUAGCUCAUCAGUACCUUAUUCCCGAGAAACUGGAGAUUUGGACGUCGAGGGAAGAGAAUGCCUCCGUAACGACGGAGUUCAAUUAUUUGGGUUACAUUACGUUGUCCGACAAUGCCUCGACCAUGUACAAAAGCAGAGAGCUUAAGAGCGUAGCGCUUCCGGAGACAGAGGCUGUCUCCUUGAAACUGAGACUGCACAAACAGCACAAUAACGCGCACAAUGUUUACCAGCAGGUUGGACUUAUCGCUAUCAAUAUUCUCGGGGAACCUUACGGGCAAGAGCUGACGGGGCAGGGAGACGCGCCGUACAAUCCACAUUACACGUCCCCGUACGACGAUCUAGCCUUCGAAAUGUACGUCGAUCGCGAGGUCGCCAAGAUCAUCCGGCAAAUGGAGGCGAAAAAGUUGCAGGCGGUGGAAGAGGAGAGAUUCGAGUACGCUUCCAAGCUGAAAGUGGCCAUGGAGAACUUGCGAAAAGCCGGUGAACGACUCGGGAAAUACGAACUGGAGAAGAAGUACGCCAUAGCGUUGGAGGAUUACGACAAGGCCAAGGCGAAGAAAGCACAAGCGCAACAAUACAGACAGCAGGUCUAUCAGAGUUUAGAAGUGCAGGAUCUACUCGAAAUUCACGGGCAAUUGGAAAAAAAUAACCUGUCGUCGGUGGAGGGGAAAGAACCGAUAUCGGUGGAUACGUGUACCUCGAACGCGGCUACUGUUCCCGAGGACAUCACGUCUCCUCCGAGACUAGUGAUUCCACCUAAUCGCGACGGGGCUAUAUCGCCGACUGGCCCCGCUCAUCAACCACCCGUUUCGCCUCUGCAUCAAAAACCAAACAGCCCCGAAGUGACGGACAGUCCUACGAACGGAGUCGUAGAGAGGCAGAACAACUGCAACAAAGGAUCCCUCAGACGGAAGACUAAGUCGGCGGGGCCCGCGCUUCGAUCCAGCUACGAAGCUUACGAGGAGAGAACGAUCCCCGCUCUAAGACACUCGCACACGAACGAAUUCACGAGGGAAUGCCACAUGGAGAACACGGACACGAAGGUGAUCUCGAAGCUGAACGACAGGGAGAAGAAGCAAGCCGCGUUACCAAUAGCCGUCUUCGGAAUGGAAAUGGUAGAAAAGUUCUAUUCGAAGCAAUUCACGGACAAAGAGGAGGGGCUGAUGCAGCUGAAAGAGGAACUGAAAACGUUCGAUCCGGAGGUGUCGAAACAUUCGGCGAACAAAACGGCCAGAGCUACGAUUUUGCUGUUGCACAGAGCUCUCAGGGAUAAAGUGUUCAGCGUGUAUAGCCUGGCAGCGCAAUUGAUCAGGAUUUUCUUUUCAGAGUUUGCGACGGACAGAGUGUCGUCGACCGAGAUCGCGAGAAGCGUGGAACGUCUACUUCCGGAACUGUUGACCAAGUCAGGCGACACUACGCCGAGGAUCCAUAACAUGGCUGUGCACACGAUACUGAGUAUGGCAGAUUGCAAAUGCGUGAGAGAAUUGCACAUAAUACCGGUGCACUUGACGAGACCCGUAAGCAGCAGCACGCAUCAACGGUUGGCUCUUAGCAGGCUCGAAAUGGUGGAGCAGCUGAUCCUGAAUCACGGAAUAUCAACCGACAAACAAAGUGGACUCACUUGUCGAACGUUGUCAGAGUUGGGUUCCUCGGGUUUGCACCAUCCGGCGGAAGCAGUUAGGAAAGUAUCGGAAAGGAUUCUGGUGUUGGUGUACAAAGUGAAUCCCAGAUUGGUCCGCAAGCAAUUGCCUCCGGACGAUGAUAUCACCAGACGGAACUUGUUGUACCGACAACUGUUUCACGAAUUCGAUCUUAUCGAUCUUCAGAGGAAAAAAGAAGCGGACGCGUGUCACAAAACGACAACGCCGACGCGAACCAAGUCUACGGAGAACAACGUAGCAAACUUAACAAAGUCGCCGUCUAGAACGAGUCCUGUCGUUAGUACCGGAAGUUCAACGAGUAUAACGUCUCCGUCCGAAAAUAGCACGGAUCACAAGGGUGACAAGAUGUGUAUAUUCUGCCAUUCCAAGGGGCAAGGGUAUUCCGAAGAAGGGUUGAAUAUUCAUUAUUGGAGAAGCUGUCCUAUGUUGACGAAAUGCGAAGCGUGCAAGCAAGUGGUGGAAAUUUCAUAUUUAAGCCUACACUUAUUAAACGAAUGCGAUAUGAGAAACAAUUACAUAAAGUGCGAAACUUGCAAACUGGCAAUCCACGAGAAUUCGUUCGCGGAACAUAGAAAAAGUAACAAGUGUCUAAAUCCCAUCGAAGGAUAUGACCGUUGCCCGCUCUGCUCCAAUCUCGUGAAUCAGAAUAAGUGGAGAGAACAUCUCAUGGGUGAACAUCCCUGUAAAAAUAAUCCAAGAAACAAACUAGUGAAAACCUGUUCAAAGUCUCCAUCCAAUUCGCAUCUCGGCGGAAAAAUGACUUCACCUACCAGUAGAGAUUACUAGCAUCAACCCUCAACUUCGGGCAAUUCGGAGUAUAAAAAGUUUUAGAAAAGAUUUUUCUUUUGUUUUCUUUUAUAGUUUAUCUAUGCGUUACGAGAUGUCGAGCGUUUUUCAUAUUUCUACUUGUAUUUGAAUCUUUUUUUAUAGAAAAACCCGUCCUUCAUUAGUAGAAAUACCUCUGUGUUAAACAAAUUUCUAGUCGUAAGUUGAAAUCUAAUCUUUAGGACAUUAAGGAUCUUGUUAUUGACUAAAUCGAAAAAAGAAAAGAAGAAAAUCUUAACGUGUAAUACUAUUCCGAAGCGAAUACGAAUGAGACGCGCAACAGAUACUCAUCUUUUUCAAACUUAAAAUACUAUAGAAGCAAGGAGUUCCAUACAAUUUAAUAACAUAUUAUUGAACAUUAUGGCACUGGCCAUUUUUGAAUUAAUGAUUCCUCUACAUCCGGCCAUAUUUAUAAUAAUGUUUG
This is a messenger RNA of Colletes gigas, 3211 nucleotides long. Its product is annotated as centrosomal protein of 104 kDa. The transcript is spliced from 16 exons. Gene Ontology annotation, molecular function: protein binding. Bases 118 to 2748 code for a protein of 876 amino acids. Lineage: Eukaryota; Metazoa; Arthropoda; Insecta; Hymenoptera; Colletidae. Gene Ontology annotation, cellular component: cilium. The record is from RefSeq and is a predicted model, not a curated record.